GUAAUGUUGUUGAAGUGACACCCUGGGAUCCUUCAAGAAACAGAUUCUAAUAAUAAUAAUACUAACAAUCUUUAGUUUUAUAUAGCGCCUUUCAUAGUGGACCACCAUAACAAAGUGGUGUGUGAGCUAUUCAUCAGCUGCAGAGUCUCUUACAACAACGUCUCACCUGAAAGACGGAGCACAAGGAGGUGAAGUGACUUGCUCAGGGUCACACAAUGAGUCAGUGGCUGAGCUGGGAUUUGAAACGGGGACCUCCUGGUUACAAGCCUGUUUAUUUAACCACUGGACCACACAGCCUCCUAAAAGGAACAAUAAGCUCCUAACAACCAGGUUUGAGGACAAAAUGACUCCUUGCUGAUCAGUCUUUAAGAGAAUGUAUUAUAAAACACCAAACAUACUUAUUUAAUGAAAAGAGAACUAUAGUAACUUUCAUCCAUCAUUCUUGAGAUUAGACAGAUACAAUCCUCUGGUAUUAUAAAAACGUAUUACAAGAAAUUCUGUGUCCCUUCAAUAGUAAAGCCAGCCCUGCUAUUAAAGCCAGGUUUUGUCGGUCCCUUGAAUGGCCUUAGUAGCACUAUAUUUAAAUAAAUGCAUUUCUUUUUCAGCUGUUACUAAGCAGAAUCCUGUGUGCUGCCAUGGACAGUGUGAAGAUGGAAUCUGUCCAGAUUAAAGAGGAGUUCUCUGAACCUGAACUUGUCCCCUUUACAGCGGAGGUCGCUGGGCUGGCUUCCCUCCCCAUUAAACAGGAGCUCUGUGAGAUGCAAUGUGACAGCAGUCAGCCACAGGUCUCUGAGGUUAAAGCUGAGCACAGUGAAUUGGAGAUCCCACAGACAGAAGAACCCCUUCCUGUUAAACAAGAAGAGGUGCUGGAAAUUAACCAUAUUAAACAGGAGCCCCCUGAAGUAGAGUUUGCCCACAUGGAACCAGGGAAGGAAGAAUCCGAGGACUUCAAACCAAACAUCCCUGAGCUGGAGAGAGUCUGUGUGAGAGAGCAAGGCGCUGGAGAGGAAGGCUCUCCCAACAGCAUGCAAGGAGGUGGAAAGGAAGACGGGCAGUCACAUUCAGAAUGCAGUCUAGCAGGUUCCAGUCCAGCAGCUAAAGCGAGGGCAGGCGGUGGAGAAUAUCCUGACUGUGGGAAAGGUUUCAUGCAGAUAGCGCAUUUAAACAAAACCCAACGAACUCACACAGGCGAGAAACCGUAUCACUGCUCUGACUGUGGGAAGAGUUUCAAUCAUUUUAGAAACCUAAAACAACACCAGCGAAUUCACACAGGAGAGAAACCGUAUCACUGCUUUGACUGUGGGAAGAGUUUCAGUCAGUUAAACAGCCUUGUUUUACACGAGCGAACUCACACAGGAGAGAAACCGUAUCACUGCUCUGACUGUGGGAAGAGUUUCAGUCAGUCAAACAGCCUUGUUUUACACCAGCGAACUCACACAGGAGAGAAACCGUAUCACUGUUCUGACUGUGGGAAGAGUUUCAGUCGGUCAGACAGCCUUGUUUCACACCAGCGAACUCACACAGGAGAGAAACCGUAUCACUGUUCUGACUGUGGGAAGAAUUUCAGUCGGUCAGGCAGCCUUGUUUCACACCAACGAACUCACACAGGAGAGAAACCGUAUCGCUGCUCUGACUGUGGGAAGAGUUUCAGACAGUUAGGAAGCCUAAAAGAACACCAGCGAGUUCACACAGGAGAGAAACCGUAUCACUGUUCUGACUGUGGGAAGAGUUUCAGUCAGUUAGGAAGCCUAAAAGGACACCAACGAACUCACACAGGAAAGAAACCGUAUCACUGCUCUGACUGUGGGAAGAGUUUCAGUUGGUCAGACAGCCUUGUUCCACACCAGCGAACUCACACAGGAGAGAAACCAUAUCACUGCUCGGACUGUGGGAAGAGUUUCAGUCGGUCAGACCACCUUGUUUCACACCAGCGAACUCACACAGGAGAGAAACCGUAUCACUGUUCUGACUGUGGGAAGAAUUUCAGUCGGUCAGACAGCCUUGUUUCACACCAGCGAACUCACACAGGAGAGAAACCGUAUCACUGUUUUGACUGUGGGAAGAGUUUCAGACAGUCAAACAGCCUUGUUUCACACCAGCGAACUCACACAGGAGAGAAACCGUAUCACUGUUCUGACUGUGGGAAGAGUUUCAGUCAGUUAGGAAGGCUAAAAGGACACCAGCGAACUCACACAGGAGAGAAACCGUAUCACUGUUCUGACUGUGGGAAGAGUUUCAGUCGGUCAGACAGCCUUGUUUUACACCAGCGAACUCACACAGGAGAUAAACCGUAUCACUGCUCUUGCUGUGGGAAGAGGUUCAGUCAUUUAGGAAGCCUAAAAAAACACCAGCGAGUUCACACAGGAGAGAAACUGUGUUGCUGCUCUGACUGUAGGAAGAGUUUCCGUCUUAAACAAGCCAUUCAAAAACACCAGCGAAUUCACAGAGGAGAGAAACCUUAAAGACUGUUUUGUAUAUCACUCUUAACCCUUUGCAGUCCAUUUUUUCAGCAUGUAUGUUUUGUGUAUCACUCUUAAGAGCAUGCAUUUUAAAUUAUAAAAAUGCAAAUCCACUCUCUUGCUCUCUGUCAAAGUGGGCGGUGACGCUGACACGUCACAAGAGUCUUCUCUGCUGUCAGUUUAACUCAGGCUGUCAAUGCAGUCAGUGCCUGGGAGCGAGAAUAUGCAGAAAGGAAACUAUUCCACACCUCAUCUGAUGGACGAGUUGGGAUAAAUCAGUAACUCAGUGUGGAAAUGAGUUUCAGAGUUUAACAUUUGAACUUCAUUAACUUGAAAAUAAAUAAAUUGAUGGGAAUGAGUAUCCAGACCCCUGAUGUAGCAUCCCAGAGACGAGACUGCAGCGUCCUUACUGGGCAACCGCCUGGAGGAUGGGUCUUGGAAAUUCAUCACUAUUCAAAAACGUAUGAAAACUGAUAGUGUCUCAUGACUGUAUUAUGACAUGAAUGAGUGAAUAUUGCGUGACGUGUCGCUUUGCAGUGUGCAUUGUCCAUGCUUGUGUUUGUGCUGCCUUUGUAAAGUGCCCCGAGUAAUAGCAGUGCAGCAGGCAUGUGUACGGAUCUUGGGUACAUAAAGUCAUAGCUGUUUUGCAGUAUCUUGCACUCGGUGCCAAAUUCCCAAUGAAAAUGUAGCUGAGCUAUGACUAUUAAUCAGGGUUCGUACGCUAGUCUGGAAUUCUGGAAAAAGUAUGGAAAAAUGCAAAACUGAUUUCCAGGGCUUGAAAAACCACGUCUCCAUUAUGAAAGUCUUGGAAAAAGUCUGGAAUUUUACUAGCAUCACGGGAAAAUUAAAAUGAUUCUGCGAUUACUUUUAUUAUUAAUAAUAAUUGAUCUCUAAAGCAGGUCAGCAGCUCUAGCAGUAACUGUCUAGACAAUUUACUAGUAGCAGCUAUGUUGCUUGUGACCAAAUUCCGCGAGGAUUGCCCCUUGUAACACCCCUGACAACGCCCUGACAACUCAAAAGCAAUCCUAUCCAGUCAGCGCACUGGUAUAUGUCACAUGACUGUCUGCUUCAGUGAAACGAAGGGUAAAAUGGACUCUACGACAGCCAAGGCUAUGAUUUUUUAAACAAAGUUACAGACUGGAAUUACAAGCUACUGUACUCUGCUCACCGAGAUUCACAUUGUGUUAUCUUGUUGUUACCUUUAUUAAAUCGUUAAUGUUAUUUCCCAACCCAGGAAAAAAAAAUCGAAUACGAUAGUUAGGGUGUAUUCAAACUGGGCUCAUUUCAAACAUCCUCAGUUCGGUUCGUUUGCUUUGAAGCAUUGUAUCAAUGUGCUAGCUGUUCACACUUGCCUUGUAUACAAACGUACUGAGUUUGUUUGGAAAUUAACUGGGGCUCGUUUUCAUGGUUCACUUCCAUGUUUUCCCAGGACUCAGUUCACUUGUGUUCAUAUUGAAAUAAUCAGGGCAGCAGUGUGGAGUAGUGGUUAGGGCUCUGGACUCUUGACAGGAGGGUUGUGAGUUCAAUCCCAGGUGGGGACACUGCUGCUGUACCCUUGAGCAAGGUACUUUACCUAGAUUGCUCCAGUAAAAACCCAACUGUAUAAAUGGGUAAUUGUAUGUAAAAAUGUGUACAAAUUUUUUAUAAUUUUAUGUAAAAAUAAUGUGAUAUCUUGUAACAAUUGUAAGUCGCCCUGGAUAAGAGUGUCUGCUAAGAAAUAAAUAAUAAUAAUAAUCAAGUGAACUCGUUUUUUAUUAAUAAAAGACCAUCGGAUGUUUACAUUUU
Messenger RNA from Acipenser ruthenus (sterlet), 4244 nucleotides. RefSeq names its product zinc finger protein 883-like. Gene Ontology annotation, molecular function: DNA-binding transcription factor activity, RNA polymerase II-specific; RNA polymerase II cis-regulatory region sequence-specific DNA binding. NCBI's taxonomy places the organism in Eukaryota, Metazoa, Chordata, Actinopteri, Acipenseriformes, Acipenseridae. Bases 636 to 2462 code for a protein of 608 amino acids. The transcript is spliced from 2 exons. Gene Ontology annotation, biological process: regulation of transcription by RNA polymerase II. The record is from RefSeq and is a predicted model, not a curated record.